Talaromyces amestolkiae is the source of this 2142-nucleotide messenger RNA. RefSeq lists its product as uncharacterized. The record is from RefSeq and is a predicted model, not a curated record. Gene Ontology annotation, cellular component: nucleolus. Lineage: Eukaryota; Fungi; Ascomycota; Eurotiomycetes; Eurotiales; Trichocomaceae. The transcript has a single exon. The coding region runs from base 1 to 2142 and encodes 713 amino acids. Gene Ontology annotation, molecular function: chromatin binding. Gene Ontology annotation, biological process: DNA replication initiation.
AUGGGCGUCGCACGAGAAACAAAAAGAAGGCGUCUGUCGCCUUCUGACGACGACAAUUUGUCAAAUGCACCAAAAUCCAAAUCCAACGGAUCGUCUAACAUACAAAACGCAUUCUACAGUCGGGCCGCUGAAUGGGAUCUAGAACAGGAGUACGAGCGUCGACCACGAAAAGGCAGCAAGAAGAAGGAGAAGGAAAAGACACGUUUGCCUAUCAAGACUGCCGAGGGUCUUGUCCAUGUCGACGAACCGGAGGAAGCUGCAGCGAGUGAUGCGGAUAGUUUUCUCGACUCGGAUUCGGACGGUGAAGAUGGCAAGGAGGGAAAUGAGGGAGCAGAAGCUGAAGAGGAUGAAGAGCCGGCUCCCAAAAUACCCUUGAAACUUCAGAUUGUUCAAGCAAAGGAAGAAAUGGCCAAAAUCGCGACUUUGAUCAACGAAGAUCCCGAGGAGCAUAUUGGAUUGUUCAAGAAAUUAGCAGACUUUGUAGAUAAGAGCAAGUCACAUGUUGCUAUCAAAAAGCUUGCUCUUGCCACACAAGCUGCGAUAUUUAGAGAUGUUAUUCCUGGCUACCGAAUUCGUCCAUUAGGGGAAGAGGUCAACAAAAACGAAAAGCUGUCCAAGGAAGUCCGAAAGUUGCGCGGCUACGAACAGUCAUUGCUGUCGUCUUAUAAGCAUUACGUCCAACAACUUACCAAUCUCUCGAAAGGCGGCAGCAGGGCCAGUGAAGAGGCUAACAGUAUCCGGACUGUCGCGAUCAACUGCGUUUGCAACAUGCUUCUUUCCGUGCCCCAUUUUAACUACCGGGCUGAGCUAUUGAAGAUUCUUGUCAAUCGGCUGUCCAAACGCCGGAUUGAUGCAAACUUCAUCAAAAGUCGUGAGACAAUGGAAGACAUCUUCGCCAAGGAUGACGAUGGGGUCGUCUCCCUUGAGGCAGUUGGCUUGUUAUCCAAGAUGAUGAGAGCAAAGGACUUUCACGUCCACGAAUCAGUCCUCAACACAUUUCUACACCUCCGUUUGUUAGCCGAGUUCUCAUCCAAGGGUUCACGAGACCGGGUUGAUCGGAACGACGACGAGGAUGAAGGCGUGUUGCAAGGAAAGAAGAAAAAUAAAAAGGAAUUUCGCACCAAAAAGGAACGUAAGGUUCUUAAAGAUCGCAAGGCUGUUGAGAAGGAUAUGCGCGAAGCCGAUGCGUUGGUGAGCCAUGAAGCGCGUGAGAAGAAUCAGGCCGAGACGCUGAAGUUGGUUUUUGGCACAUACUUUCGCAUUCUCAAGUUGCGCACUGAAACGAAACUCAUGGGUGCUGUGCUCGAGGGAUUGGCCAAGUACGCACAUUUGAUCAAUCAGGACUUUUUCGGGGAUGUCCUUGAAGCUUUGAAAGAGCUUAUUGAGCAGCUCGCUGCUGAAGAUGGAAGCGCAGGAAGGGAUGGGAAUGCGAACGAUGAAAAUGAUGACAAUGAUGACGAGGAUGACGAUGAAGAAGAAGGAACGAUUACUCUCAGACAAUCCACCCGACAAGUCCUGCUCUGCACAAUCACUGCCUUUGCGCUUCUCGAAGGUCAAGACGUUAGCAAAUCCGCUUCAUCCCUCCAUCUCGAUCUAGGGUUCUUCAUCACCCACCUUUACCGCGCUCUGUACCCCCUCGCCCUCAACACAGAUAUCGAAUACAACCCCGAAAAAUCCCUCCGGCUCCCCGAUCCCGGCGCCUACAACAACGCCAACGAAACCACCAACGACCAAAAGAAACAACGACGAACAAAAAUCAACUUCCAAACCCCCAUGGUCCUCCUCCUCCGUUGCCUGCAAUCCACCCUCCUCGCCCGCACCCACGGCAUCGCACCGCCCAUCCGUCUCGCAGGCUUCACAAAGCGGCUAAUGACGACCUCCCUCCAACUGCCCGAAAAGUCCUCCAUCGCAAUGUUAACCUUACUCACAAAGGUGGCGAAACAACAUGCACGCAAGAUUGCGCCGUUGUGGAAUACGGAAGAGCGGAAGGGCGAUGGUGUGUUCAAUCCUGUGUCGGCUGAUGUUGAGAAGAGUAAUGUCUUUGCGGGCACGGUUUGGGAAGGGGAGUUGUUGAGGAUUCAUUAUUGUCCCGACGUGAGGGAGGCGGCGUUGGGGAUUGAGAAGUUGAUUGCUUCUGGAUAG